Molecule: messenger RNA, 5302 nt
Organism: Bubalus bubalis (water buffalo)
Lineage: Eukaryota; Metazoa; Chordata; Mammalia; Artiodactyla; Bovidae
Gene: TMEM64
Product: transmembrane protein 64
Exons: 4
Coding region: 225-1469 (414 amino acids)
Source: RefSeq, a predicted model, not a curated record
CUCCACUGUGUGGCGUCGGGAGUUUUCUCCCUCUUCACGGCGUCAUCCUUCCGUCAGCGAGCCCUCAGCUUUCUUUCCCUGAGGCCCUCUCCUGCCCCUCGAGAGAACGCGGCGAGUAAGGCCACGCGCGCGGGGCGCCAUGAAGGUCCGCCGCCUGACUAGCGCGGCCGCCGCGGCGGCGGAGCCGCAAGCCGGUUGAGGAGGGCCCGGCGCUGGGCCGAGGCAUGUGGAGCGCCGGCGGCAGCCUGCUCCAGUCGCUGCCCCGGCUUCUGCAGUACGCCGCCGCCCUCCCGGGCCACACCGAGCCGCCGCCGCCAGCCGGCUGGGCCCUGCCGCGGGCGGCCGGCGGGGACGGCCCGGCGGAGCGUCUGCCCCCGCGCGGGGGCGGGGCGAGCGCGGCGGCGGUGGCGGCGGCCGCCCCGGGGGCGCUGCUCGGCGCCUGUCUGGAGCGCCACGCUCUGUCCGACGCCUCAGAGCUGCCGGGGCCGGGCGGGGCGUUAGCGGGCGGCCCGGGGGGCGGCGGCGUGGUGGUCGACGUGGCCGAGGUGAGAAGCUGGCGCUGCUGCUGCCUCGGCAGCACCUGUUGGUGCCGGAGCCUGGUGCUGGUCUGCGUGCUGGCCGCCGUGUGCUUCGCUUCCCUGGCCCUGGUCCGCCGCUACCUGCAGCACCUCCUGCUCUGGGCCGAGAGCCUCGACUCGCUGCUGGGGGUCCUGCUCUUCGUCGUGGGCUUCAUCGUGGUCUCGUUCCCCUGCGGCUGGGGCUACAUCGUGCUCAACGUGGCGGCCGGCUACCUGUACGGCUUCGUGCUGGGCAUGGGGUUGAUGGUGGUGGGCGUCCUCAUUGGCACCUUCAUCGCCCACGUGGUCUGCAAGCGGCUGCUCACCGCCUGGGUAGCCGCCAGGAUCCAGAGCAGCGAGAAACUCAGCGCCGUCAUCCGCGUCGUGGAGGGGGGCAGCGGCCUCAAAGUGGUGGCGCUGGCCAGGCUCACCCCCAUACCUUUCGGGCUGCAGAACGCAGUGUUCUCGAUCACUGACCUCUCCUUACCCAACUAUUUGGUGGCGUCUUCAGCUGGCCUGCUUCCUACCCAGCUCCUGAAUUCUUACCUGGGCACCACCCUGAGGACCAUGGAGGAUGUCAUUGCAGAGCAGAGCGCUAGUGGAUAUUUUGUUUUUUGUUUACAGGUAUCUUUGUCUGCUUUUGGUAUCAGGGUGAUGGUGGCCUCACAAAAUGAGUUUGGAAGUUUUCCUUCCUCUGCAGUUGUUUGGAACAGUUUCAGAAGGAUUAUUAUAAGUAUAGGCCUCAUGUUUUAUGUAGUUCAUCGAGCUCAAGUGGAAUUGAAUGCAGCUAUUGUAGCUUGCGAAAUGGAACUGAAAACCUCUCUGGUUAAAGGCAAUCAACCAAAUAUCAGUGGCUCUUCAUUCUACAAGAGGACCCUAACAUUUUCUGGAGAUGGAAUCAAUAUUGUAUAAUUCUAAUGAAAUGUGUAAUUAUCAAGAGCCUAGUGUGCUGUCCAAGAUCUAGCAGUUCCCUUACUGCUGGGCAGGGAUGCAAGUUUUAAUUGUCUUAUGGCACACACACACACACAGACGCACACACACACACACACAAAUGACUAGUUUUUAAAUUGCACAGUUUUUAAAAACAGGAAUCAUUUUCUGGAUAUGUAAGUGUAAAUGUCGAUGCACCUUUGGCUGCAGCUCUUUAUCAUUUAUUAUGCCCUUAGUGGCCUGUAAGUCUGCGCUUUAGGUUUUGGGGUUUUUGUUUGUUUUUUUUUUUUUGUCAUUAUUUUCUUUAUGAGUACUUAUGAACAGAAAAAUAAUCCAAAUAUUUUUCUGUUUAGUGUCUUCAUUUAUAAAGAUUAUGAAUAGUUGUAUGUGUCUUUCCUGCUUAUAAAAAUGAGUAAAAGUAUGUAAUUUUAAAUGUAUAAUAUUAUUGGAUGUUCUUUGCUUUUGUAGUGUUUCCAGAAAGGAUAAAUGAUGUCUUGUUGUGUUUUUUUUAAUGUUUUAGUUGGAACCACUUUGCUUUCCUUUUCCUUGCUAGUUAGAAAACAGACAUGAACUUUUGUUUAAAUGUAUUUUUGCAAGGAUCAAAUUGUUACACCUAUACACCCAAGUUUAAAUCCUACAUUGUGGGACUGAAGUGCUCUUAAGAUACCUUUUUUUAUUUUUGCUGUGUAAUAUGCAAAGCGAAAGGGAAAUUAUUUAAUGCGUAGUGGCUCAAAUUAGAACUUGUGUUCUAAUUUCACGUCAUUGGCUUUAGCCUCCUUAGGUCUUCCAUCAAAGGGCUGUCCUAUUACAGUCUUACUGAAAAUUUUAUUAAAAUAAACUUCUUUUCUUUUUGUAUUCAUUAUUAGGCUUUGAAAUAAAGAUGUUAUUCCUUUAAAGUGGUGGCUUGCAAUCACUGAAGAUGUCACUCUGGUGGCCUUGUUUGAUCAAAAUGCCUAUCUAAAAAAUUAAGCUUUAAAAUCAGGUUUAUAAUUCUGUUGAAGUACAUAUAUAUUUGUCCCCAUAGUCUUCAGCUUUAAAACUGUAAGUAAUGUUAUCUUGAUGCCCAGAUUUGUAUUAUAUAUUUGCCCUACUAUAGAGUAGGCUUAUUUUGUUUGUUUUUUGGUACUUGUUUUCCUCUGAUAAGACUCAGGAAUUCUGAAAUGUGAAAUUAAGUCUCAGUUCUUUUUCCUGUAGAAUGAAUUGAGUGUAUUUAUUAAUAGUACUUAUGUGUAUAGAAUAUAAUAAUUUGGUAUAUGAUUCAUAUGACAUUCAUUUAUCACCUUAUAUUUUUAAAGAAGCUUAAUUGUGAUCUUAAUGAUUAGUUUAUUUUACAGUGGAGAUUAUCAAUAUGAAUGCAGAUUUUCUGGUAUGUAUCUGUUUUUUAGCUAUGAAGGUGCCACCUUAUCAGAGACCUCCCAUUUGCCUUUUCAUUAGGGUAAAAUCUUUACCCUGAUUUACUAAAGUGCAAAAGAAUUAUUUAGAAGCAAUUAUUUUAAUUUUAUGCUACAGAUACAUUUAAUCAUUUUAGUAUAUAAAUUUCUGCCCUGUUGCAGGUAUAAUUAUUUCCCUUUCCUUCAUAAUGAAUAAGUUUUCUCACCUUUGAAUAGCAGUGAAGUUUGUUUUUAUGUCUAUACCAAGUUCUUUUGGUAUAGUCCAGAUGAUUUUAUAGGGACCUGGGUCUAUAGCAGUCAACUGACCUACAAAUCUUUCCUUCUUUUAUUGAUAGAAAAAUACCAUUGAAAUGUUAUUCUUUUUUUAAAUCCUAAUUAAUUGUUUAGUUUCUUUAGUAAUUAUUUUAGUUUAAUUAUCCUAAUAAACAAUGAUUUGAUUUAUUCUUGUCUAACUUGAAAGUAUUUAUCUUGUGCUUUCUGUUUGUUUAGUUUUUUUUAUAAAGAAAUUAAUAAUUUAAGAUCACUACUUUCAUACACUUGUAUUACACUUCAUGUAUUUUGAAGUGCAUUUAUUUACUUUGGCAUUUUGUAACUUGAAUAAUUUUGCCAAAUGAAAAACUUUUGGUAGUUUGUCAUGAGUUUUUCCAACUGUUGCAUUUUGCUUAGUACUUAAAUAUGUAAAGGUAAAAGAGAAGUAAUUUUUCUAUAUUCUUCCAACAUGAUUUUAUAUAAUAAAAUCAUCCAUUUUUACUUAAAAUAGUAUGGAUGUACUAUUUUUAAAGCAUUAAUCUAAAACUGCAGUUUUCCUUUUGUUCAUCAUUUCCAGCCUCCACAUAAACUGUUAUCCCUUAUAGUCAUGCUAUUUGAUAGCUGCAUUUGGUUGCUGUUUUUUUAUUAAUAUAUGUGCUGUCUAUAAAUUGUACAAAACAUGCUGUAUUGACAAAACAUAUACAAUGUUAUAUUCAUUCCAUCUUUAACCCACAUGCCAGUUUUCUGGCAGCAAGAAAUUUCUAUAGGAUCCUUUUUAUGUUGCCCUAAUAUUGCCUCCAGUCAUAGAGUAUAUAUUAAUAUAUAUAUUAUAUAUUGGAUUUCUUAAAUAUAUAUAUUUACAUAUAUAUAAAUAAUAUAUAUAUUGGAUUUUUUUAUUUCUCAAAUCAUUUAAGAUUUGGAUUCUCAAAUCAUUUAAAGUACAGUUAAAGUUGCUUUAUGCUUAUUUUUAAAAGCACGCAAUACACUUGUUUCAAACCUUUUGAAAGAUAUGUGCUGUUUUUAAUUCUUUGGACCUUUUUCUUAGUUUUCCACAUUUUCUGGUUUAUUAUUAAUGAUUUUGCUUACUCUUUGCCAAGUUUUAUCUUGUGAAUUAUUUUUAAACAGCAACUUCCCCUUUUAAAAACAUGUACAUAAUAAUUUACUACAUGUUUUCAUGUCCAUUUUCAUUUGAUCAUGUGAUUUGUGAAAUAACUUGAAAUCUAUACUUUGGUUUGUGAAAAUAAUAGAACCAAAUCUCUGUCGUUAGAAUGUAUAUUUUGAGUUGAUGUUCAGAAGUGAGUUUGUGGAUUUGUUCAGAGCCAGCCAUACUCUCCUUGUAUGUACUUUGUAACCAGUUGCAAAACUUUCUAAGAAGACUUUCCCAUGAUUAGAUCAAGCUUAUGACUAUAAAGCAUUUCCUUCCUUGAGAAGCUAUAUAAUUCAGUAUCUACUCUUAUUUACCAUUGCUGUAACUGAGCUAAGUGGUGGAGGCUAUUAGCAUAUACCAGUAUGCGUUUGUUAAUGUGCAAUGCCAAUUGGAGCUAUUCUUAGGAAAGGUGCUGUGGCUUAUGUACAUCUACAGUUGUAGGACUGUCUUUAGAAUGCUGAAAGUUGCUAAGUAUAUGCCAGGUUGAUACAGGUAAAUUCUGAGGUACAUGGUAAAUCCAUGCUGUUCAAAACCAGUCACCAUGUGCAGAGAAAAAGAGAGGUUUAAUGAGGACCUCAGGAAUAAUGAUACUAAGUUAUUGACUUAAGUGAUGGAAUUUUGUUUCAAACACAAGCCACUUAGUGUACCAGAAUGGUAGUCAGAGUAACACUAGUUGGUUUUUAAAUUUUACAUUGCUGAUUCUGUUAAUAAUAAACUGCUUAGGAUAUACUUUUUUAAUGGUCAUGUCUUUAACCUGAAAAACUUAAGUGGAAUACUUGUUCCACAGGAUAUUUAAAACUAAGGAAUUCCAAUAACCUCGCAUAUUUUGAAAGUAAACUGUUAACUGAUUCAGCAACUGAAUUAUAACUUGGUACUUCCGAAUGGCAAAGUGAUUGCUGUAAACUAUUUUCUAAGGUAGCUGAAGGUUUAAAAUAGAUAAUUCUAAAGGUAAAUCAGUAAAAUCUCUUGAUAAUUGGUAUCCUAAAUCACUUGUGUGCCUGAGAAAAUAAAGGUUAUGUUUUAUUUUC